Messenger RNA from Daphnia pulex (common water flea), 1351 nucleotides. RefSeq names its product alcohol dehydrogenase class-3-like (gene Fdh). Gene Ontology annotation, biological process: formaldehyde catabolic process. The record is from RefSeq and is a predicted model, not a curated record. Bases 121 to 1254 code for a protein of 377 amino acids. Gene Ontology annotation, cellular component: cytosol. Gene Ontology annotation, molecular function: S-(hydroxymethyl)glutathione dehydrogenase [NAD(P)+] activity; zinc ion binding. The transcript is spliced from 10 exons. Lineage: Eukaryota; Metazoa; Arthropoda; Branchiopoda; Diplostraca; Daphniidae.
CUUUUUCUUGUUUACAUUUCUGAUAAAGAGACCUUGGAAGUCUCAUUGACAGACAGCUGAGAGAACUUGCUAGUUAACAAAAUACCUUUGGUCGUACUGAUAUCUUUCUUUCAAUUAGAAAUGUCCGAAACGAUGGGAAAAACUAUCACCUGCCGUGCAGCUGUUGCUUGGGCCGCAAAGGAACCACUCAGCCUUGAAACCAUUGAAGUUGCACCUCCUCAAGCUGGAGAAGUCCGUAUCAAGAUUGUUGCCACUGGUGUAUGUCACACUGAUGCAUACACUUUAGAUGGACAUGAUCCUGAAGGCAUCUUUCCAUGCAUCCUUGGUCACGAAGGAGGUGGCAUUGUUGAAAGUGUUGGAGAAGGAGUGACUUCUGUGUCCCCUGGUGACCAUGUGAUUCCACUUUACACUCCACAGUGCUAUGACUGCAAGUUUUGUAAGUCUCCCAAGACAAAUUUGUGUGUAAAGAUUCGAGCCACCCAAGGCAAAGGAUUGAUGCCAGAUGGGACGACUCGAUUCAAAUGUAAAGGAAAGGACAUUUUCCAUUUCAUGGGAUGCUCUACCUUUUCUGAAUAUACCGUCUGCGCAGAGAUUUCGGUUGCCAAGGUAAACGCUGUUGCUCCCCUUGGAAAAGUGUGCCUUUUGGGAUGUGGUAUUUCAACUGGAUACGGAGCAGCUUUGAACACUGCUGGAGUAGAGCCGGGCUCCACAGUGGCUAUCUGGGGAUUAGGUGCUGUUGGUUUGGCCGUUGCCAUGGGAUGUCAGCAAGCUGGUGCCAGCCGUAUUAUUGGUGUUGAUAUUAACCCUGCAAAGUUUGAAUUCGCCAAGAAGUUUGGAGUUACUGAGUUCGUCAAUCCCAAGGAUCACGAAAAGCCUAUUCAAACCGUCUUGGUUGACAUGACCGAUGGUGGAGUUGACUAUUCGUUUGAAUGCAUCGGAAAUGUGGCUUGCAUGAGAGCUGCAUUGGAGUCUUGCCAUCGAGGUUGGGGAGUUUCUGUCAUUAUCGGCGUAGCCGCUUCCGGCCAGGAAAUUUCGACGCGACCUUUCCAAUUGGUGACUGGUCGUGUCUGGAAGGGAACAGCUUUCGGAGGCUGGAAAUCUCGCGAUAGUGUCCCACGUCUUGUUGAGGAUUACCUUAAUAAGAAAGUUAAAGUUGAUGAAUUUGUUUCUCACGAUGUGCCUUAUGAGGAAAUCAACAAUGCGUUUCACUUGAUGCAUUCUGGCCAAAGCAUCCGCUCUGUCGUUCAUUUCUAACCCAGAAGAGCUGCUGGUUUUUUCCAAACCGAAAAGUCUUAUAGUAACAGGUUAAGUUUUUGGUUUUUUGGUAAAUACACACAUUUUUCUGUUGAAA